This is a messenger RNA of Penaeus indicus, 3206 nucleotides long. RefSeq names its product acylphosphatase-2-like. The transcript has 4 exons. Lineage: Eukaryota; Metazoa; Arthropoda; Malacostraca; Decapoda; Penaeidae. The record is from RefSeq and is a predicted model, not a curated record. Gene Ontology annotation, molecular function: acylphosphatase activity. Bases 64 to 363 code for a protein of 99 amino acids.
GGCCAAUGCUCGGACGCUUUGCAUAGCAGACGACAGUCAGCUGAUGAUGCAACAACAACAGUCAUGGCCGCCGCGUCCGACCUCCUGGCUCUCGACUUUGAAGUUUUCGGCACCGUGCAAGGGGUCUUCUUCCGCAAGUACACCCAGAGGAAGGCGAAAGAGUUGGGUGUUCGAGGCUGGUGUAAGAAUACAGAGCAAGGGACUGUCAUUGGCCAGUUGGAAGGAACAGGAGGAGCAGUUGCGGCCAUGAAGGAUUGGCUACAAAGGGUCGGCAGUCCAAGCUCCCACAUAACAAAGGCCGAAUUCAAGAAUGAACGGGAGAUUCCAGACUACACUUUCAAAGGCUUCUCCAUCAAGCACUAAAGAUACGUUUGGUCCUGGGGUUGUCUGAGAUACAACCUGGUUAUCUCUCUUCAUACGUAAAACAGAUGGAAUAAAUGGUGAUUGUAACCAAGGGAACAUUUUUUUGCUAAGAUUGCAGGUAGUCACAAUAGGAAAUUUAUUUUUAAAGUACUGAUUUAUGCAGUAUUUGCAAUUUUGUACUGCAUGUUAUUGGUUGCAUUCUUUUGAAUGCAUGGAAGUUUUAGGGGAACGAAAAAACUAAGACCCUAAAUUCAACUAAUGAUGUCUUAUAUCACAUAAGAAUGUUUAUUUAAGUCCAAAUAAUUUAAUGCUGUGACAAGUAAAACAGUCUUUAUGAUAUUAGUUAACUAUGACAUCUCAAACAGGACCAGUAAGGAAACUUUCAGGACAGACAAUACUAGAGUGAAUUAUGGUUCACUUGCAGGAAUAUAUCAGUAUUUAGGUCAUAAUAUUUAUGUACUUUGAAUGUAGCAUUGUGUAACCCAUAUAAAAGGAGUUGCUGAGUAUGUAUAACACUUUUAAAUGUGUAAAAAUAUGGAGAACACUAAACAAAUACUUGUGCAGCACAAUGAAAUGUAAAACAAAUUAAAUGUUUCUGUUCAGGGUAAAGUAACAGCGAUGUUCAUAUUACAAAGGCUUUGUAUAAUGGUUCAUGUGAAGCAAUAUCCAGCAAAUCAUGACAUUUUACUCUUAGUAUGAGGCAUUUAGAGUAAGAAUGAUGAAUGAACAAUCUUGAGAUCUUGAGAUAAGCUUCGAAAUGAUAUCUGAGAGGACAUGUUCAUUUGGCAGUAUAAACUGAAGUUAUAACUAGCAGGAUAUGUUGUAUUAGCACAUGAAAUAGGAAGUAACAUGGCAUAAAAACAAUCAUAUAUAAGUCCCCAUUUACCCACAGCUAAUACAUAACUAGUCAGUGCGUCAAACCCUUGACCAAGCAAAAGUCUUAGAUUAACCAAAAAACAAAUAUCUUUAUUAUUGGAGCUCACCUGUUAUUAAUCCAUCCCAGUCAAAAUGCCAAGGAUUUCUUUCUAUCUUUCCUUUUGUCUUUUUUAUUUUUUGAGGAGUGGGGAGCUAAUUGGAACAUUCUUUUUGCUUUAUGAUGAUUAGUAUGAGAUGUAGCUGGAAUUCAGAGUAUAUCGCAAUCACUUGUUGACCAAGAAAGACUUUGAAAACUGAAAUCAUUCUCAUUGACUUUGUAGACUAGCCAGUUUCUCAAGAUUUCCAUUUGUUAUGUUCACUGUUGUUGCUGAGAAUACCUCAUAUAAAGUAAAUGUAGUAUUUAUGCUAUUUUCUUAUUUCAACUUGUAACCAUUGUAGCAUUAACUUGUCAGACCUGCAUCAUGAGGAUAAUAAGUACCAAGAGGAGAAAAUAAAAGAGCAAAAUAAAGAUAAAUAUUUAAUGGGAAAUCAGGUUUUGCUUAUGGAGCCUUACCCUGCCAAAUAAUUAGGAGUACUGUAGUGCAAAAGGAAGUAAUGAAGGUACCCAUGCAUAUUAACAUACUGAUCUGCCUCACAUUGUCUAUUGGCCUCAUGAAUGAAGAGAUUUCCCUCUUUGUUAAUUCUCCAUGUGCACAUUUAUCUCAGUAUUUCAUUGAAUGCAAAAACACAUGUGAUAGAAGAGAGAAGAGGUAAAGAAUCAAGUAGAAAGAUGCUUUGAUGAUAGUGAAUAAUAUAGGGGAAUUAACUUGUAAGGUAAUCCAUAAGCAGUUACUUAUAUGAAAAUUGCUUCUGAAUAUUAGUUUGUAUGAAAUGUCAAUUGAUUUCCCAAAUAUCCCGCUGUCCAGAAGAAAUCUGAAUGCAUGAUUCCUAAACUGCUAUUAAAAAUAUAUAUUAAAUGGUAAACUUUAAAAUUCAACAAGUGAUGUAGGUUGGAAAAAUGUAAAUUGUUUAUCUCCUUGUAAGUGUUGCAGUUUUUUCCCAUAGGUGUUCCUCAUGUGGUCAACCAAUGAAAUUAAGAACCCUUUUGAUGCAUUAACCAAGACUAUCUUCAAUCUAGUAUGUUUAAGGUAAUGCUUUAAAGAAGAAUCUCGCACUAGAGGUUCAGAAGACAGGAAGAUCAGGCAAGAUGACUAUUUGAAAGAAUAAUGAUUUAGUAACAAAUUCAUAUUAUCUGUAUUUCAUAUCCUUAUUCUUACUUGUGAUGUGGUAAGGAUGAUAUUCAGUGCAUAUUGCCCACAGGUUAUAUUUUUUUGUUUUUGAGUUGUUUUUACUCAGGUACCAUGUUAGUGAUAGUAUAAUUGUGUUUCUUUGCUUACAUUUCCUCACAGGACUUCUUUUAGGUUUUGUUUUAGUGGAGCAUCAUUCAAUUUUCGGAAUGCAUGCUGUAAUGUUUUCAAUUCAUCUUUCAAAUAACAUUUGUGAACAAGAGGCAAAAAAAUGUGUUUAGAAAUAUGAAAUGAAUAAAUGAUACAUUUUGAAGAUAACCAUGAAUCAGCAACUCAAACUUCACUCUCAUAAAAAAAAGCAUGAAUACCAUGAGAAAAGCACAUCUGUAAUUGAUGUUUCAGAGGCAAAAGUAACAUUAAGCAGUUCACUACAUAUAAUGCCUUUGGUAUAAUUACAGGUCAGAUCUGAUCAUAAGUAAGAGUUCCACGUCAGAGUUCCACUGACCUUUGAGGCGACCACCUAAACAUUUAUUGACAUAUCUGGAACGCUGUGAUUGCUCAAAUUACUUUCUAAAAAAAAGUACCUGCAAAAAAAGUGGUGUCUUCAGUUACCAUUGAAGAUUUUAUCCCAAUCUGUGAUAUUUUGUGCUUGUGGACAUUGCAUUAUGUCUUUGAUGCAUAUCAUUUUUCACCAAAUUGUAAGUCCUGUUUAAUUUUGAAAAAUAAAAGCAUACAUCCUAA